AUGGCAUAUGAUCCCCGUCGAACAAACUCGGGGACCUCAACUCCCCAACCUCCUCCCCCUCCCCCUCCACCACCAGAGACAUCCACACAAGCCGACAUGGCCUCAGCAACCCAAGCCCUAGAAACAGCCAACCCGGCCAGCGCGGCAGACUCGUACAAGCUCAAGUUCUGCACAGUCUGCGCCUCAAACAACAACCGCUCAAUGGAAGCCCACCUCCAGCUCUCCGGCGCCCCAACAGCCUUCCCCGUGAUAUCCUUCGGCACAGGCUCCCUCGUCCGUCUCCCCGGCCCGUCAAUCACCCAACCAAACGUGUACAGCUUCAACACAACCUCCUACAACCAAAUGUACGAGGAGCUCUCUGGAAAAGACGAGCGUCUGUACCGCGGAAACGGCAUCCUGAACAUGCUCGACCGCAACCGCCAGCUGAAGUGGGGGCCCGAGCGAUUCCAGGACUGGGUGCCUGGUGUCCCGCGUAUCGACCACCUCUCGAAGGGUGACAAGGGUGCGGUUGGAACGGAGGGCGGCGUUGUCGAUGUCAUUAUCACAUGCGAGGAGCGCUGCUGGGAUGCUGUUGUCGAUGAUUUGAUGAAUAAGGGCACCGCGCUCAAUUACCCCGUUCAUGUCUUCAAUGUCGAUAUCAAGGAUAACCAUGAAGAGGCCUUGACUGGUGGAAAGGCGAUUCUUGAUCUAGCCAAUCGUCUGAAUGAGGCUGCUGUUGCUGAGCAUCGUGUUCAUGGAUCUGAAGGCUGGGCAAACGGGACUGGUCCUGCGCGCCAGAGCUUCGACGAGAAGGUCCCUGAGAUCUUGGCGGAUUGGCAAGAAAGAUAUCCCAAUUUGCCGGCAUUGUGGACUUUGGCUUGGCUUUAG
Messenger RNA from Penicillium expansum, 867 nucleotides. It is a transcript of the gene ssuA, whose product is annotated as RNA polymerase II subunit A C-terminal domain phosphatase. The transcript has a single exon. Gene Ontology annotation, cellular component: mRNA cleavage and polyadenylation specificity factor complex; nucleus. Lineage: Eukaryota; Fungi; Ascomycota; Eurotiomycetes; Eurotiales; Aspergillaceae. Gene Ontology annotation, biological process: termination of RNA polymerase II transcription. Gene Ontology annotation, molecular function: RNA polymerase II CTD heptapeptide repeat phosphatase activity. The record is from RefSeq and is a predicted model, not a curated record. Bases 1 to 867 code for a protein of 288 amino acids.